AUGUGUACGGAGGAGAAGGAGAUGUGCCCCUUAUGUAUGGAACCGAUGGAGGCAGAUGACAUCUCAUUUUACCCGUGUGAUUGCCGGUACCAGGUAUGCCGAUUUUGCUGGGCUAAGAUAAUUAACGAGGAAAAUGGGCUUUGUCCAGCUUGUCGAAAGGAAUAUAAUUCAGAAAAACCGGCAUCUUACAAACCUAUUUCGGAGACUGAGGAAUCUCGUUGUAGGUCUAGUAGAAGACGCAAGGAUUAUAUAAAGAAGACAAAACUCAAUCCAGAAAUGCUCAAAAUUCUCCCAGAGUUAAGAGUUGUUCAGCCAAAUCUGAUAUUUGUGGUCGGUUUACCUACAUGGAUCUCAAAGGAUAAGGAAAUACUUAAAGGCCAGAAUUAUUUCGGUCGUUAUGGGAAAAUUUUUAAAGUGGAAGUUAAUCAAAACCAAACUUUCGGUGGACCACAGGGUCAACCUAGUUUUAGUGCUUAUAUAACAUAUUAUCGGGCUGAGGAUGCCAUGCGGUCUAUAAGGGAUCUUAAUCAGAGCACUUUACAUGGAAGACCAAUCCGUGUAUCACUUGGAACUACAAAGUACUGUAGUCAGUUUUUAAGGGGUACGAAAUGCACCAAACAUGAAUGCAUGUACUUGCAUGAACUCGGUGAUUCAGCUGCUAGUUUUACUAAAGAAGAAAUGCAAGCUGGAAAACAUACUGAAUACAUGAACAAGUUGUUGCAAGAUUUCUGUCAGUCUAAAUCAUAUUCACUUGAUUCACAAAAGGAAGAAACAACUAUCUUAGGUUCAUUAGAUUCUUCUGUCUCGAGUCCCAAUGAUGCUUCAGUACCUCAUACCAGUGAAUCAAGCAGCUACUCCAAUGGACGUAAUCGCUUCAGAUUUGAAGACACACCCAUGCUGUCUGUAGAAAACUCGGGCGUGCAAGUUUCAGAUCGAUGCACUACACAGUCCGAUCAAACAAGUGCAUCACUUAAGGAGAUUCGUAAAUUAAGGCAUACUAAUAAAGAUAAUUCAAAUGCUGUCUCAGUUUCCGAUACCUCAUUGGCUGAUAAAUCUAAACUAAAUUAUAAUAAUUCUAACAAACCGAGUAGUUGGAAUCAUUCGUCAUCAAUUUCAUCAUCAGAUUAUCCAACUAGAAAACUCGGAAAAAACUCAUUGGUACUUUUCAUUUCAAGAAUUCAAUCGGAUUUGUUGCCUCGCUCUAUCCCAUCUAAUCAAGUAUCUACACGUACUGAGCCUAUUUGUACCAGCAGUAAUGGCUGUCACCGUACAUGGUGUCGUCCAAAUCCAGAGAAUUCUUCAAAUAUCCAACCUCUGUUAGGAGAUGAACCCGCAGAUAUUGAUUUUGACCCCUUUCGAGAAUCUCAGCAAGGUUUAGCUGAACUUUUAGCUGCUGAAGUUUCACGUCUUAAUGUAUCUGAACCUCUGUUCAGUCAUCGUGUUUGCUUAACCAAUGGAUCUUCAGUUGGCAUUUCUCACUGUCCAAGUGAACCACAGUCCUCAAGUUUAGACACUAGGCUUCCUCAAGCUAAUUUUAGUCUCAAUUCUGCGCAAGCUGAAAAACUGCGUUCCUGGUAUUCUAAUAUAGUAUCACAUAACAGAAGCAACCAUGUUGAUCCAAACAAGUCAUUUAACGUGAGUCCAAAUACUUUCUCUAACCUUUAUCCUCCUCCGGGUUUUGAAGAGGCUGUACAAGGUCACGAACAGUCUUCGGAUGGUCAGUUUUUGACAUCUAAAACAGAUAUAUUAAGCUCCAAUUACCCAGAAUUAUCAUACUCAUGUCCUGAAAGCUUUGGAUAUAGCAACAACGUACGUAGCACAAAUGGAUCGUUGCUACAGUCGUGUGCUUUUCCUUGUAGUCUUCCUUUUACAGGCUCUACAGAAAAAUUGAUGACAAAUGAUAAUUGGAUACAAGCUAAAAAGGUAUCCGAUCACAAUGCUAUCUAUUCAGACACUUUAUUUUCGUCCAUUCCUGCUGUGCUACCCGAUAUUAGUAACGCAUUAAAACAAAAUGAUUUACCUCCACACUUAUCUAGUCAGUUCAUGACAAACAUAUUUAAUGCUGUUUUAAAUUCCCAAUCAAGUAUGAAUAAUAAUGAAUCAACUGGAACACAUGACAAAUCCUCAACAAAAUCUUCAGCUUCUAUGUUUGACUUCAGUCAGUUUGUUAACCAUCUUUAUCAUCAAUCCUCUGGGUUCUUAGAUAUAAAUGCCCAUAAUCCUAAUCAGUGGUCCACUAGGGUCAAUAUACCAUUUGUUUGUACACAAAGUGAGGUUUUAGAUGCUUCUAUUUAUUCAAGUUCAUUAGCACCAAUGUCCAACACAUUAACUUUUGGAAAAUAUGGAUCUAAAAUGUGUUCUCUACCUAAUAGCAAUGACUAUCAACAUCAGAAAAUGGCCUUUAGCACAUAAGUGUCCUCUGUUUUUUAUUGUUUGGUUUUUCUUUAAAAAGAAUUUUUCUGUGUGAUUUGCUUUAAAAUGUUUAUAUUGUAAUUGUUUCAUUUAUACAUAGAGAUACAUUUUUUUAACAGUGAAUAUCUAUGUUAGUCAUUGGCAAUUUCAAUGCUUCGUUGAGUUUACCGAAGUGUUUGUGUGUGUGUGUGUAUGUUUGUAGUUUGGAUUAUUUUUGGCGAUUAUCCUCCUAUUAAGUCUAGUUUGUUGUGUGAAUUAUAGAGCAUUGAUCUAUCUGUUCAAAUUACUCAUUGGACUUUCUAAACAGGUUUUUGUUUUUCUAUCAGUUACGGGUUAGGCUAAAAGCGUUUGAGAUUAGUAUUUUUAAUUAAUUUGGAACGUUUGAAGUCAACCCCCUCACAUAAACACACACACACUAAGUAAAGCUUCUGUAUCCAACAGCCUAAGUUAAACUCUGGACGUACGCUUUUCGUUCUCAUCUUCAUAAAACGAGUAGAAAUUCUAUUACAUAUGCUGUAAACGCGCGAUUUUAUGAGAGAACUUUCAUUAUCUCAAACCAUAUGGCCAAUUCAAAUGCAGUGGAAAAGGCUCGGGGAGUGGCCCCCUAAGAAAACCAC
Molecule: messenger RNA, 3029 nt
Organism: Schistosoma mattheei
Lineage: Eukaryota; Metazoa; Platyhelminthes; Trematoda; Strigeidida; Schistosomatidae
Source: the annotation of a GenBank genome assembly